Messenger RNA from Mesorhabditis spiculigera, 1821 nucleotides. Lineage: Eukaryota; Metazoa; Nematoda; Chromadorea; Rhabditida; Rhabditidae. The record is from the annotation of a GenBank genome assembly.
AUGAAAACGAAAGCGGCCCGUCGUGACAAUGGCGCGGAAACACUCCCCGAGGGAAUGGCCGGCAUCACCAUCAGCGGCCACAUGAAAAGCUACGUCCACGGGGUUUCUGACUUACCUUUACUAUUCGACACAAUUUCCGAGCGACUACGGGUGGCCGUCGAGUUGGUGCCCGACCGCGAAUUUGUAAUCUUCAAGCGCGACAACGUCAGGAUGACGUAUUCACAGUUGUUGGUCGAGGCGGAGAAGUUGGCUGCCGGCCUCGUUCAUCUAGGGAUCGAACGCGGUGACCGGGUGGGAAUCUGGGGCCCGAAUACCCCAGAAUGGGUGGUCGCCAUGUUUGCAGCAGCCAUUGCUGGCUAUAUUUUGGUCAAUAUCAACCCUUCCUAUCAAUCCGAAGAACUUCGGUUUGCCAUCGAAAAAGUCGGCAUCAAGGCCCUGAUCAUGGCCCCGGGCUUCAAAAAGAGUAACUACUACCAGAGCGUCAAGGACAUCAUCCCUGAAGUGGUGACAAAGGCUGAGGGCCGCUCUUCGCUCUCUACACAUGCUUUCCCGGAAUUCCGCCACUUAAUCAUCUUCGAUCGCGAGGAUAAAGCUUAUCAGGGCGCUUGGCGAUACACAGACAUUAUGAACCUUGGAAAAGAAGAGGAUUACAUCAAGCUGCGCCGGAUGGAGAAGGAGAAUCGCCCCGAUGAUCCAGUGAACAUUCAGUACACCAGUGGCACCACCGGACAGCCAAAAGGAGCCACCCUUACCCAUCACAACGUACUCAACAAUGCUUAUUUUGUGGGAAGACGGGCUGGCUAUCAUGAGAAGCGCACCAUCAUCUGUAUCCCGAACCCGCUGUACCACUGCUUCGGAUGUGUGAUGGGCGUGCUAGCAGCGCUGGUGCACACGCAGACCUGCGUCUUCCCAGCACCAUCCUUCGAAGCCUUGGCAGCACUGCAGGCCGUACAUGAGGAGGGAUGCACGGCCCUCUACGGCACUCCCACCAUGUUCAUCGAUAUGCUUAACCAUCCGGAUUACAACAAAUACGACUACUCCACUAUUCGUUCGGGCUUUAUCGCAGGAGCGCCGUGCCCAAUCACGUUGUGCCAACGGCUUGUCACCGAUAUGAACAUGGUCGAUAUGCAGGUGUGCUACGGAACGACGGAAACUUCCCCCGUCUCCUUCAUGUCGAUUCGCGAAGAUCCGCCCGAGCGCCGAAUCCGGUCUGUUGGACAUGUUAUGGACCAUCUCGAGAGUGCCCUCGUCGACAAGCAAGGCCAAAUCGUUGGUCGUGGCGACAAGGGUGAGGUGAUCGUCCGUGGGUAUUCGGUGAUGCGCUCAUACUGGAAUGACGAGGAAAAGAGUCGUCAAGAAAUUACGGCUGACCGGUGGUAUCAUACUGGCGAUAUCGGCGUGAUGCACGAUGACGGAACGGUGUCAAUCGUUGGCCGCAGCAAAGACAUGAUCGUCCGAGGAGGUGAAAACAUCUACCCCACCGAGGUCGAGCAGUUCCUGUUCAAGCAUCCAAAAGUUGAGGAUGUCCAUAUCGUCGGCGUGCCGGACGAGCGAUACGGUGAGGUGGUUUGUGCCUGGAUCCGGUUGCACGAAUCAGCCGUUGGACGGGUCACUGAGCAGGAGCUAAAGGAUUACUGCAAGGGCAAAAUUGCUCAUUUCAAAGUGCCACGCUACAUCCUUUUCAAAACCGAAAAGGACUUCCCAUUGACAGUUACCGGAAAGGUAAAAAAAUUCGAAAUCCGGGAGCGGAGUAAGGUAGAGCUGGGACUGCAGCAAGUCAUCAGCCACUUCAAUGAGAUUCCCGCCAUUAGGAGCAUCGCG